Monoraphidium neglectum is the source of this 609-nucleotide messenger RNA. RefSeq lists its product as hypothetical. NCBI's taxonomy places the organism in Eukaryota, Viridiplantae, Chlorophyta, Chlorophyceae, Sphaeropleales, Selenastraceae. The transcript is spliced from 3 exons. The coding region runs from base 1 to 609 and encodes 202 amino acids. The record is from RefSeq and is a predicted model, not a curated record.
AUGGUGCUGCUGUCGCCGUUGCAGAUCACUGCGGCCACAAUCGCGUCACGCUUCCCCGAGGCCGCCCCGGCCGCCGAGGCCGCCCUCCUCCCCGGCGCCUGGGCGCGCGAGGCUCUCACCCCGCUCGUCCGCUGCAAGUUCACCACCCAGGGCGGGCCCUGCGAGCGCGAGCGGCGCCUUCUCUUCGACUUUGACCGCGUCAAGCGCCGCGUGCAGCUGCCGUCGCUGGUCGCCCUCGUAGAGUCCAAGGAUUUCGCCCCCGGCUCCGACGGGCUGACGGCUGGCGCGGCGCUGAUCACGCUGUCCGCGGCGCUGUCUCUGGUGGUGACCGUCAAGUCCGCCGUUGCGGGGUUUGUGUUCAUGGCGCUGGGCAUAAUCCAGGGGUCGCAUGAGCCACUGGCGCCGGGCGUGCUGGUCGCCUUCCUGUGCGUCUACUCGGGCUUUGGCCUGGGCGAGGGUCGCGAGCGGCGGCAGGCCGCUAAGGACCGGGAGCGGCGCGAGCUGCGGCAGGCGGCGCGCGGGGGUGGCGGGGCGGUGGCGUCGGGCAGCUCCAAGGCAGACAAGGUCACUCCUGCCAAGGGCAAGGCAUCCAAGACUCGGAGAGCUUGA